AUGGACGACACCUCCAUCCGCCUAGACUUAAUUGAAAGCCAUGAAAGCGAAGAUGAUUAUUUCUACCUAAAGGAUGAUGGGGCCGAUGAACAACAUUGCAUAUCUGUUAUCAACGCAAUCCUAAGUGGCACUGCACGUCUAAACGUUCUCUUACCCACAGCCACCAUCCUUGCCUUCACCAUUCUAACUCCUCUCUUGACCAAUGAUGGUGAAUGCACGAGCUUGAACCGCUGGCUAAUGUGCAGCUUCUUGGCCCUUUCAGCAGCCUCUUGCAUUUUCUUUUCAUUCACAGACAGCUUUCGGACGGCCACCGGUAGGUUGUACUAUGGGGUGGCAACAUUUAAAGGGAUAUGGACUUUCAAUGGGGGCCGGAAGAAACCACUUGUUCCAUCUGAUUAUAGACUGAGAUUGGCUGAUCUCUUCCACGCCUCACUUUCAUUAACUGCAUUUCUUACCUUUGCGGCGCUACACGGUGAUGUGGUGCUAUGCUAUUAUCCAGAAAUGCCCAGGAAAGUGACCAACACCGUUCCUCUUGUUGUUGGCUUUGUGAUAAGUGUCUUCUUUGUAGUUUUUCCUUCCAAGAGAAGGGGUAUUGGGUAUCCUUUCUUGCUGCAGAGAGACGCUCUGUACUCGAGAAGUUGA
Messenger RNA from Juglans regia (Persian walnut), 642 nucleotides. RefSeq names its product protein DMP7-like. Gene Ontology annotation, biological process: endomembrane system organization. NCBI's taxonomy places the organism in Eukaryota, Viridiplantae, Streptophyta, Magnoliopsida, Fagales, Juglandaceae. The record is from RefSeq and is a predicted model, not a curated record. The coding region runs from base 1 to 642 and encodes 213 amino acids. The transcript has a single exon.